Molecule: messenger RNA, 551 nt
Organism: Eurypyga helias (sunbittern)
Lineage: Eukaryota; Metazoa; Chordata; Aves; Eurypygiformes; Eurypygidae
Gene: DUSP3
Product: dual specificity phosphatase 3
Exons: 3
Biological process (GO): negative regulation of MAPK cascade; protein dephosphorylation
Cellular component (GO): cytoplasm
Molecular function (GO): protein tyrosine/serine/threonine phosphatase activity; MAP kinase phosphatase activity
Source: RefSeq, a predicted model, not a curated record
GGGAAAAACAAUGGCAUACAAACAGUCUCUUUUUCUCAUCUCUAGCUGUGUAAGAAAAUAAUCUAUAAAAUCUGCAAAAAUCAUUCUCUGGGAAUGAGUUUCCCUCCAGAAACAGUCUGUUCCUAGCCAAGAACAUCAUGAGGCUGCAGCGCCUGGGGAUAACCCACGUUCUGAAUGCAGCAGAGGGGAAGUCAUUCAUGCAUGUGAACACCAACGCGGAGUUCUACGAAGGCACAGGCAUCAGAUACCAUGGCAUUAAAGCUAACGAUACACAGGAAUUUAACCUCGGUCGCUAUUUUGAGGAGGCAGCUGAUUUCAUUGAGAAAGCACGUGCCCAGAAGGAUGGACAAGUGUUUGUGCACUGCCGUGAGGGCUACAGCCGUUCUCCUACGCUGGUCAUCGCCUACCUCAUGCUUCGCCAGAAUAUGGAUGUCAAGACUGCACUGAGCACUGUCCGGCAGAAGCGGGAGAUUGGCCCCAACGACGGUUUUCUAAGGCAGCUUUGCCAGCUCAAUGAGCGGUUAGUGAAGGAGGGCAAACUGAAGCCAUAG